Molecule: messenger RNA, 1178 nt
Organism: Saimiri boliviensis boliviensis (Bolivian squirrel monkey)
Lineage: Eukaryota; Metazoa; Chordata; Mammalia; Primates; Cebidae
Gene: C6H11orf86
Product: chromosome 6 C11orf86 homolog
Source: RefSeq, a predicted model, not a curated record
GAUGGGUGGAGGCACUGGGACACCUCAGAGAGCCAGUGUCUUGCUGAGGGUGGAAGCAUCUUGUGCCUGCAGCCUCUGGAGCUAUGGGACCAGGGCUGCGAAGCCAGUCCUUUCGAGGGCCCCGACCCUCCUAUGCAAAGCUACAGGAACCCUGGGGGAGGCCGCUGGAGGGCCAAUUCCGCCGGGCGCUGAGCCUCAGAGAGGGGCGUGAGAAGUCCAGGUCCCAGGGCCUUGACAGAGGCACAGAAGGGCCAGAUGCCGCUGCUCAGGAGCAGCUGCCGGGUAGCCUGGGGGAUACAGAGCAGCUGAUCCAAGCCCAGCGAGGAGGCAGCCGGCGGUGGCUGAGGUGGUACCAACAGGUAAGGAGAAGGUGGGAAAGCUUUGUCAACAUCUUCCCCAGCGUGACUCUGAGUCAGCCGGCCUCCCCGUAGCCCACACUGGGCACCAUCAACUAAAGAUGCUGAAAGCCAUCGUGGUCCCCCUGCUGUGCCCGGACCAGCCUGCCGUGUCUGCUGACCUACCUAUCUUCACAGCUCUCUGAACUAUGGCUGGGUGGCCCAACGAGGCUUCUGCCACCAGCUCACUGGAGUCCCAUGUGGCUGCCCCUCUUAGCUCUGGCCUUCCCACCCCAGCAGCUAGCUCUCUUCGAAGACUCCAGCAGGGCCCAAAAGAAGGGGGUUCAGCUCUCUGCCCUCUGGGCUUGGGUAAGGGCCUUGGACUAAGAUUCUAUGAAGGUUUAGAAGGAGCCUGCCCAGCAUUGAGGCUGUGGACGCUGCUGCCCCGCACGAGACCGGCCGUCAACUUCCAGGACGGAGCUUGGUGAAGCCAGACCCAUGGCUGAGAGGCUCACGGAUGCUGCCUGGUCACUGGGCCAUGACCCAACUGCCCUUCUUGUCAGCUACUGAUGGGGGGCCAGGGCACAGGUCUCCCUCCCAGAUCGUGAGCCCCCUGGGGCAAGGACCACCGCUGGGCGGCCCUCAGAACUGGGCACCCUGUGCUGAAAAUCUCUAAACCUCCUGGUGUUCUGAUGAAGGCAGCAGGGGAAGCCUUCCCUCCGUAUGUGACAGAGGGGGAAAUUGAGGCCCAGAGAUUCUUGCUUUUGGCAUCUCUGGCCACACCCUGCCCCAUCCCCUGUCCAGCACUGGAAUUGAACACAGUAAUAAAGAUGCUGAGAAAAA